CCGCAACUGACAGUCCACCAAAACGACGUAGACGGUUAGUUCUGGACUUAUUCUCUUAAAAUCUCCUCCCCCUCCAUUUCUCUCUUUCAGAAAGAAAGAACGAGAAAAUGGUGAAGCUGACUUUGCUUUGCUUCCUGCUUCUCUCCCUUGUUCUCAUAUCUCACGCCAGAUUUCCCGACGACAAUCUCCAUCUCGAGAGGUCGAGUUUCCCGUCCGUUCAGGCCGAUAAAAUGAUUAGAGAGCUGAACUUGUUCCCGGAUAAGGACAUCAACGUCAUCGACGGUGGUGAUGGUGAUGGUGGUCUUGUUUCCGGAGAGAAGAGGAUCGUGGAAAAGCGGUUUAGGUUUCGGAAUGUAGUUGGUGGUUAUGAUAGUGUUUCUGUCGAUGAUUUAGGCCACCACGCUGGUUAUUACAAGAUUGCCAAUUCUCACGCUGCUAGGAUGUUCUACUUCUUCUUUGAAUCACGCAAUAGUAAGAAAGACCCAAUUGUUAUCUGGUUGACCGGAGGACCAGGGUGUAGCAGUGAGUUGGCUAUGUUUUAUGAAAAUGGUCCUUUCACUAUUGCAGACAAUUUGUCUCUUGUGUGGAAUGAGUAUGGUUGGGAUAAGGCAUCAAAUCUUCUGUAUGUUGAUCAACCUAUAGGGACUGGAUUCAGUUAUAGUUCUGAUAGACGUGACAUUCGUCACAAUGAGGAGGGAGUUAGUAAUGAUCUAUAUGACUUCUUACAGGCCUUCUUUGCAGAACAUCCUGAACUUGCAAAGAAUGACUUUUAUAUAACUGGAGAAUCAUAUGCCGGCCACUACAUUCCUGCUUUUGCUGCUCGAGUUCAUAAAGGGAACAAAGCUAAAGAAGGGAUUCAUAUAAAACUGAAGGGAUUUGCUAUUGGCAAUGGGCUUACAGAUCCUGGAAUCCAGUACAAAGCUUACACAGAUUAUGCAUUGGAUAUGGGGUUAAUUACAAAAGCUGAUCAUGAUCGUAUCAACAAAGUGGUUCCAGUGUGUGAAAUGGCAAUAAAGCUUUGUGGCACCGAUGGUACACUCUCUUGUAUGGCUUCAUAUUUUGUUUGCAGUACCAUAUUCAGUAGCGUCUUGACGCGUGCUGGUGAUAUAAAUUACUAUGAUAUCAGAAAGAAAUGUGAGGGGAGCCUCUGCUAUGACUUCUCAAACUUGGAGAAAUUUCUGAACCUGAACUCUGUUAGGGAAUCACUUGGUGUUGGGGAUAUAAGCUUCGUAUCCUGUAGCCCUACAGUGUAUCAGGCCAUGCUAAUGGACUGGAUGAGAAAUCUCGAAGCUGGCAUUCCUGCCCUUCUUGAGGAUGGAAUCCAUUUGCUUGUGUAUGCGGGAGAAUAUGAUCUUAUCUGCAACUGGCUUGGAAAUUCAAGAUGGGUUCAUGCUAUGGAGUGGUCCGGUCAGAAGGAGUUUGUAGCAUCUCCUGAAGUUCCUUUUGAGGUUGAUGGUUCCGAAGCCGGAGUUUUAAGAAGUCACGGGCCUCUUGCUUUUCUCAAGGUCCACGACGCAGGGCACAUGGUUCCUAUGGACCAGCCCAAGGCUUCAUUAGAGAUGCUGAGUCGGUGGAUUAAAGGCUCACUGUCCAAAGCCAUAGCAUUGACCGAAGCCGUAGCUGAUGAAGGGAAACUGGUUGCUGAGUUAUGAUUCGUUAUCGUUUCGCCUUAAAUGCUACGGCAUCAGCCACUUAGUUGUUUCCUUUGUUUCCAGAAUGUGCUUGUAAAUAUUUGCUGUUGGUUUUUUUGACAAGAGUUACUAUAUAAUGCGAGUCUCUUGAUGGAUUUAAAAGGCACCAAGUGGUUGAAUCAAAUAGAAAAUGCUUAGGGUCAUCACUUCUGAUGUCUGUAUUAGCUGAAAUGAUGGUUGUCUAAUGUUACUUAUUUAACUCCCAUCAUGAUAUUUAUAAUUUGCUCCUAAUACAAUAUAUCAUAAAAUGAAAUAAAAUUCAAGGUUUUUUGUUGA
Messenger RNA from Jatropha curcas, 1967 nucleotides. It is a transcript of the gene SCPL49, whose product is annotated as SERINE CARBOXYPEPTIDASE-LIKE 49. Gene Ontology annotation, cellular component: vacuole. The record is from RefSeq and is a predicted model, not a curated record. Lineage: Eukaryota; Viridiplantae; Streptophyta; Magnoliopsida; Malpighiales; Euphorbiaceae. Gene Ontology annotation, molecular function: serine-type carboxypeptidase activity. Gene Ontology annotation, biological process: proteolysis.